UGCUGACAAGGCAUUAUGGUCACUACCCCGUAACAGAUAACAGCCUAUAUAAGGAUGUUGCUCUGAGGGCUUAACUACACUCUCUAUCUGAAACAGCCAGGAUGAAGCUUUUGGUGGCUGUCUCUAUGUUGCUGGCUGUGGCCAGUUGUGCCAGCCUGUCCCUUGAAGACCUGGAGUUCCACGCAUGGAAACUUCAAUUUGGGAAGUCUUACAGCUCCCCCUCCGAGGAGGCCCAGCGCGAGCAGACCUGGCUCAGCAACCGUAAGCUGGUGCUGGUCCACAACAUGCUGGCCGACCAGGAGAUCAAGUCCUACCGCCUGGGCAUGACCUACUUCGCGGAUAUGGAAAACGAGGAGUACAAGCAACUGAUCGCCCGCGGCUGCCUGAAGUCCUUCAACACCUCCGCCUCCCGCCACGGCUCCGCCUUCCUCACCCAGCCGGAGGGCGCUGACCUGCCUCCCGCCGUGGACUGGAGGGACAAGGGCUACGUCACCGAAGUCAAGAACCAGAAGCAGUGUGGUUCCUGCUGGGCUUUCAGCACAACAGGCUCUCUGGAGGGCCAGACCUUCAGGAAGACGGGCAAACUGGUGUCCCUGAGCGAGCAGCAGCUGGUGGACUGCUCCGGGGAUUAUGGCAACUUGGGGUGCAUGGGGGGUCUGAUGGACAGUGCCUUUGAAUACAUCAUGGCCAGUAAAGGCCUCGACACAGAGGACUCCUACCCCUACGAGGCUGAGGACGGGCAGUGCCGCUUCAACCCCGACACCGUCGGAGCCACAUGCUCGGGCUACAUGGAUAUCAAAACCGGCGACGAGAAAGCCCUACAGAAGGCCCUGGCCACGGUGGGACCCGUGUCCAUCGCCAUCGACGCCUCCCACUCCUCGUUCCAGCUCUACCAAUCAGGUGUGUAUGAUGAGUCUGAUUGCAGUAGCACAGAUUUGGACCAUGGUGUUCUGGCUGUUGGAUACGGGAGUGUCAAAAACCAAGACUAUUGGCUGGUGAAGAACAGCUGGGGUCCGAGCUGGGGAAGCGAGGGCUACAUCCUGAUGAGCAGAAACAAGCACAACCAGUGUGGAGUGGCCAGUUCUGCCAGCUAUCCUCUGGUGUAAGAAGGUGAUGGAGGACGUCCCAAGGUGUGACAAAUGUUGAGAGAUUGGAAAUAUUAAUUUGUAUAAAUCUAUUAAAAUGUCGGAUUUAUUGAUCAAUAAACUUGUUAUCGCUUUGUUUACUCUACUUAAUUUGGUC
Messenger RNA from Gadus chalcogrammus (walleye pollock), 1242 nucleotides. RefSeq names its product cathepsin L.1 (gene ctsl.1). Bases 102 to 1106 code for a protein of 334 amino acids. Gene Ontology annotation, molecular function: cysteine-type endopeptidase activity. The record is from RefSeq and is a predicted model, not a curated record. The transcript is spliced from 9 exons. NCBI's taxonomy places the organism in Eukaryota, Metazoa, Chordata, Actinopteri, Gadiformes, Gadidae. Gene Ontology annotation, biological process: immune response. Gene Ontology annotation, cellular component: lysosome.